AUUGAAACGCAACUCUUUCUUCAUCUACUUCAUCAACGAAGACCUCCGCCUCUAAAGCUUUUGGAAUGACUUAUACCGUGUUUGGAUAUGGGUCGCUCAUCUUCAAGCCUCCGCCUCAUGUUAUCUCUGAAGCCCAUGGAUUUCUGAAGGGAUACGUCCGUCGAUUCGCUCAGAAAUCUCAUGAUCAUCGCGGAACGCCCGAAAAACCUGGACGUGUGGUGACACUGAUCCACAAAGAAGAAUGGGACGUGUUCUCGGGAUCAGAAGCGUUUCCAGAUGAAGACAUUGUGUGGGGGAUUGCAUAUACUAUAGAUCCAGAAUAUGAAAAGGAAGUCCGGGAAUAUCUAGAUUAUCGGGAAAAAGAUGGUUACACACUGGAAACAGUCAAUGUUUGGGGGGUUGACUCGAAUGGACAAGAGACAAUAGUUUUACACGGGGUGCACUGCUACGUCGGUCGUAACGACAACCCUUCCUUCAUUGGUUCUGAACCGUUAGACACUCUCGCGCAGAAGAUAUGGGAAUCAGUCGGUCCUUCUGGACCUAAUAAAGAAUACCUAUACAAACUUGUGGAGGCAGUUCGCAAGCUGGCACCAGAAUCCCAUGAUUCUCAUUUGUACGCGCUGGAGACAAGGAUUAGAGCGUUAGAACAGUCGAUUGGAUUGGGGUCUUGAUCUCGUCCUGAUGAACUCGUGUGUAUAUAAACGU
Lentinula edodes (shiitake mushroom) is the source of this 705-nucleotide messenger RNA. Its product is annotated as ChaC-like protein. Bases 66 to 671 code for a protein of 201 amino acids. The transcript is spliced from 13 exons. Gene Ontology annotation, molecular function: glutathione specific gamma-glutamylcyclotransferase activity; gamma-glutamylcyclotransferase activity. NCBI's taxonomy places the organism in Eukaryota, Fungi, Basidiomycota, Agaricomycetes, Agaricales, Omphalotaceae. The record is from RefSeq and is a predicted model, not a curated record. Gene Ontology annotation, biological process: glutathione catabolic process. Gene Ontology annotation, cellular component: cytoplasm.